AUGUCUAAACGUUUCAACAAGGACAACUCUGUCACAUAUCAACUUGUGCACAGAUCCCAUCAGGAUUCCCGGUAUCACGAUCCGGACGCUUCAGCUUCGGUGUUGGUGCCUAUCCAUAACAAAAACCAGCUACGUAAGGAGAGAUUGAGAGCACAAACCACGGAAGAGCUUGCAGAUGUUGCCAAGCAGCUUAAGAAAGAUGAGGGAAAGGCAGCAAACUACGGUAUAACGUUUGAUGACUCCGAAUACGAUUACUUGCAACACUUGAAGCCCAUCGGUUCAGGAAAUGGUGUGUUCAUUUCAAGAAAAGACGACGAUGACAAAGGCAAAAACAAGCACAAGAACUCAAAACUCAGUGCUCUUCUGGGUGACUCCAUGUUCCCUGGAGAAGAGAGGAAAUACGAUUAUCAAGAACAACAGGACGUUCCCGAUGAAAUCAAAGGUUUCAAACCAGACUUGAACCUUGACUUAAGAGAGGCAUUGAUUGCAUUGGAAGAUGAUAACUACCUGGACCAGGACCAAGACAUUGAUGAGGUGGACGUUUUUGGAGAGUUGUUGGGUGAAGGCAAGAAACAACAAGAGAUUUCACUCAGAGACUAUGAUCAAUAUGAUGCUGAAUAUGACGGGCAGUACGGAUAUGAAGACGAUUACAAGGAUGAUGAUUGGGAUUUGGAUAAUUUCGAUGAUCAAGAGUACGAAUUUGAAGGCGUGGAGGGCGGAAACGGUGAAACCAAUUUCAACUGGGAAAAGGAUUUUCAAAAAUAUAAACAAAAGAAGGGACGUGUAGUCGACGAAUUUGAUAGUGAUAACGAGUUCGAAGACGACUAUGAAGAAGAUGAAGAAGAAGAUGAGAACGAUGUUGUCGGAGACCUACCAAAUGUUUCUGGCAAGGCCCUGAAAUCCUCUAAUACCAAAUCCUCCAAAAAGAACGCCAGAAGAAAGAAAGGUGCAACUACAGAUACUUCCUCAUACUCGAUGUCUUCGUCGGCUCUUUGUAGGACAGAGCAGAUGACUAUCAUAGACGAUAAGUUUGAUGUGUUGAGGGAGCAGUACGACAAUAUGGGUGAGGAGAAUGAGGAAGAAGAAUACCAGCCGUUCGAUCUUGCUACUGAAAGAGACGACUUCAUGGACCUUGUGGAUGACUUCUUAGACAAUUACCAACUCGAAAAACGGGGUCGUCGUGUCGUGAAGAAAAAUGAAGAAAUGGAGAAAUACAGAGCUGCAGCCAUCGAAGCAACCAAUAGUAAUAGUAAGCUCAAAAACAAGAAGAAGGCAGAUGUUUUGACAGAAAAGAUGGGAGGCCUUUCCAUAUAA
Molecule: messenger RNA, 1314 nt
Organism: Pichia membranifaciens NRRL Y-2026
Lineage: Eukaryota; Fungi; Ascomycota; Pichiomycetes; Pichiales; Pichiaceae
Exons: 1
Coding region: 1-1314 (437 amino acids)
Biological process (GO): ribosomal small subunit export from nucleus; ribosomal small subunit biogenesis
Cellular component (GO): cytosol; nucleus; preribosome, small subunit precursor
Source: RefSeq, a predicted model, not a curated record